CCACAGGUGGCGCUGGGCUCCCCGUUUUCUCUCCCUUUCAACCUCAAGUCUUCCUACUCUCAUCUCUCACCCCCUUGACAACAUCAAGAGUUGCAUAAUUGGCAUUUUCCCCUUGCAUUUUAGACAAGACGCGCGCCUCUCACCUGUUCAUUUCCCUCGGUUUGCUUUCUACAAACUUCGCACGGCCUAGACCGAGCUCACGUCCUCUUCAUUCUUUUGUUGUGUCUUUCUCUUAUUUUCCUUCACGUUCUUUACCCUUUGCGCUGCAUGAUCUCGAAAGUUCGGCCGUCCUAGAAAAUCUUCCAUCGCCUCUCCACAGGGGACCCACUGUCCCAUUCAAGAGUGACGAACAACGGCCCUUGGCGAAAAUAAACUACCAAGUCAGCCCAACUCAGCCCGACUUAUCUUCGAUGCUGCACAGCUCUUCAACGCAAACAAGAUAGCACCUGACAGCCUCUGGUCAAGAUGACUGUCUUCAUUGCCUCCUUGUUUCUACCCAAAACUGUCCACUUUACCCUCCCAGGUACUCCUGUCAGGAACCCGAAACUUCUUCCCGAGGCCCCCAAGGUCAAGAAGUCCCGACCUACCGUUCAGAGAACCCCUACUCUGUUCCCUGGCAACCAGGACGACAUCACUCCUCCAGAUACCCCCGUCGAAGACAAGCCACCAGGUGACAUCUUCACCAACGAGGACGGUUUCCGAAUUCACUACCCCCCUAGUACCAAGGAGGAUGAGUCUUUUGGUUCUCACAAAGCCACGCCCGGCUACCAGGGCUCCCCAGUGUGGGGCAGGCGAAGCGAUCAACCAGCCUCCCGCGCGCACACCCCUCCGCCGUCCUCCGUCCUCGAACACAACAAGGAGCUGAAAGCCAAGGCACAGGAACUCGGACGUCAGGGAAUAGUGCAGCCUCGGGCAAUCUUCCGCAGCGACAGCCACGACAGGGUUUUUGCCCAAGCCGACUGGAAGAUUGUGAAUGCCGAUCAGGGCAAUGGUGGCCUGCGUCAUGCUGCAGAGGCUGCCGCUCGGGAAGGCAAGAUUGAUCAGGUCACCUGGGUCGGCUCGCUGGGCAUGCCGACGGACGCCCUCGAGGGAACCUCGCAGAAACAGGACAUUGAGAACCGUCUGGCCACUGAGUACGACAUGCUUACCGUCUUCUGCAGCGACAAGGAUUUCGACGGCCACUAUUCACACUUCUGCAAGCAGAUUCUCUGGCCUGUUUUCCACUACCAGCUGCCUGACAACCCCAAGAGCAAGGCCUACGAGGACCACUCAUAUAAGCACUAUGUGAAUGUGAACCGUGCCUUUGCCGAUAAGAUUAUCAGGAAUUGGAAGAAGGGUGAUGUCAUCUGGAUUCAUGACUACCACCUGCUUCUGCUCCCUGGCAUGAUCCGGCAGAAACUACCCGAGGCUGAAAUUGGCUUCUUCCUGCACGUUGCUUUCCCGUCGUCCGAGGUCUUCCGGUGCCUGGCCGUCCGCAAGGAGCUUCUGGAAGGCAUGCUGGGCGCCAAUUUGAUCGGUUUCCAGAUCCACGAGUAUACACGGCACUUCCUGCAGACCUGCAGUCGUAUUCUGAACGCCGAGGCGAAUCCGGAUGGCCUGCAGCUGGACGACCGCUUCGUCGAUGUCAUCAACCUGCCUAUUGGCAUUGAUCCAGUGCAGCUGAACGAGCACCGGAAUGAUCCGCAGGUGCGGAAGUGGCUCAACGUGCUGCGGGAGCGCUACGCCGGCAAGAAGCUGAUCGUCGCUCGGGACAAGCUGGACCACGUCCGAGGCGUUCGACAGAAGCUCCUGUCGUAUGAGCUCUUCCUGAACAUGCACCCCGAGUGGCGUGGCAACGUGAUUCUCAUCCAGGUUGCCCUGUCGUCGAGCGAGAAGUCGGAGCUGGAUGCGACAGUGAGUGAUAUUGUUACUCGCAUCAACUCAUCUUACGCAAAUCUCGCCUACCAGCCGGUCGUCUACCUCAAGCAGGACAUCGACUACGCACAGUACCUGGCUCUUUUGACGAUCGCCGACGCUCUGAUGAUAACAUCACAACGUGAGGGCAUGAACCUGACAUCUCACGAGUACCUCUAUUGCCAGGAUGGAGAGUUCCUGAGCGAAAAGAAACAUGGCUCGCUGAUUCUGUCCGAGUUCACCGGGACGGCCUCCCUGUUUGGUGGCAACGAGCUUUCUGUGAAUCCAUGGGACUACAGAGCUUGUGCCAACGCCAUCAGCAAAGCCCUGGAGAUGGGUAACACCGAGAAGGAAGAGCGGUGGACCAAGCUGCACGAGUGCGUCUUGCAGCACACGGGCUCACACUGGUUUACAGAGCUCAUGGUACGUCUGGAUCGCGCGCAUAACGAGCAGCACCGGCAUGACCAGACCUCUGUCCCACGUCUCAACCUAAAUACUCUCACUCGGCGGUAUAAGGACAGCGACCGACGACUUUUCAUCCUGGACUACGAAAACACUCUGGUCAACUGGGGACCGGUCAACCAGAUCAUCCCGUCCAGCCCUCAGUCUAAGACUAUCAAGCUCGAGGCAUUCCUGGCCGGCGCUGCGCGUCUCAACCCCAUGGCUAACGACAUAACGACGCAGCGCACUCUGGAUGUCCUGAAUGAAUUGCUCUCGGAUGAACGCAACACUGUCUAUGUCAUGUCUGGACGACGACCUGAGGAGCUGGACCGCCUCUUCCGCCGUGUGCCUAACCUGGGCCUCAUUGCCGAGAACGGCUGUUUCCUCAAGGACUGCGGCAGUGAUGCCUGGACUGAGAUGGCCGACCCGGAGCACAUCAGGGCGUGGAAAGAGUCUGUCAAGGGCAUACUCAACUACUACCUGGAGCGCACGCCGGGCGCCGAAAUCGAGGAGCGCCGCUGCAGCCUCAUUUUUCACUAUAAGAGCGCCGAGAACUGGGAGCACGCCGUCAGCCAGGCCAGCGACUGUGCUUCGCACAUCAACGACGCCUGCGAGAAGCAGCGUGUGCACGCCAUUCCAACCGAUGGGUCGAUAAUAGUAGAGCCCGUGGAUUGGACCAAGAGCACGGCUGCCGAGAAGAUCUUUGAGGACCUGCAGACCCGACUGCCUGCCGACGAGACGCACAACAGCAGUGUGGACUUCCUCAUGGUUAUCGGCGACGGGAGGGACGACGAGAAGGUGUUCAGGUGGGCGAACACGCUUGGCGAGGAGAAGGUGAUCAAGGAGGUUAUCACCGUCAGCCUGGGCAACAGGAACACCGAGGCUUCGUCUACUAUGACGCAGGGCGUGAGCGGUGUUCUCAUGGUCCUGCAGAAGCUGGCCUCGUCCUCGAGCGGGUGAGCGAGCACUGCCGCCCACCUAACAGGUCUCCAGCCUCGAAAGGGAGAGACUGACAUGGUUGUCGCCGGGAGCGAGCGAUGGCUACCAACCACGAAAUGAAAACAAAGGAACGAACGGGAGGACAAGAACACGUUGCAUUGAGGGCAAGGGUCCUGGAGGGCCCAUCCGUGACGUCUCUGCAGUUUCCAUUCCCUUUUGCAAAAGACUCUUUUGGGUCGCGAGACCAAUACGUGGCGUUUGUACCCUCUUAUUCCCUUGAUCGUGGACGGCCUUGCCGCCUUACUGGUAUGAUCUCGUUUCCUUUGGACUGUGAUCAUUUUUGCAGUCCUGUCUCGGCAUGUCUCGGUGGUGGGCUUGUGUCCGACCUGUUUCCAUCCCUCUUUAUUACCUACUACUUCGGUCCUUGUUUCUUUCGCACAACUUACUGUAUUCUUCUGGCGUUCACGAGCGUGCCGUUCUGCAUUGUUGAGUUUCUCUUGUCCCCUCCCCCCUUUCUCUUUUUUUUCUUUCUUUCCUUUUUUCCCUUCCCCUUUGUAAGUGGUUGAAUGACACAAGAGAAUGUACCAAGGAUGGGCUCGGAAAGGGGUGUUAUUUGGAAUCGGACUGGGUAGGGGGGCAGAGAAAAAUAGACAAGAUUGGGACCGUCACCACUCCUGCAUAUGAGCACAAGCAUAGACUGUGUACCAACCACCCUUUUAUACAUGAUAUCGCAAAACCAAAGUUCCCUGGAAUGAACCGUGAGAGACAAGCUGGGAGACACCCUGUUGUGGUCGUUAUGUGUGCUGUUAUUUUUUCGUGGUUGUUAAACGAGCAUAAGCAAGUCAGUGUGCACCUGAGGCCGCCUGCCUGCCUGUUUCCUGGCAACUGGCAGCCUUGUUCCUCCAAAGCCGAAGGGGGCAGAGAGGAAGAUGAUUGCUUCCUACGUGUAACGUUGCUGUGGCGUUUGAUAAUGAGGACGGUUGAGCAGGAAUGAUGUGUGUGGCCUGAUCUACUACAGUGCAAAUCGUUCCUUCGUUCC
Messenger RNA from Cryphonectria parasitica EP155, 4312 nucleotides. RefSeq lists its product as uncharacterized. Gene Ontology annotation, biological process: trehalose biosynthetic process. Lineage: Eukaryota; Fungi; Ascomycota; Sordariomycetes; Diaporthales; Cryphonectriaceae. The transcript is spliced from 3 exons. Gene Ontology annotation, molecular function: catalytic activity. Gene Ontology annotation, cellular component: alpha,alpha-trehalose-phosphate synthase complex (UDP-forming); cytosol. The coding region runs from base 466 to 3294 and encodes 942 amino acids. The record is from RefSeq and is a predicted model, not a curated record.